AUUAAAAAUGCUAUAAUGAAAUAACAAAAUCAAACGAAGUUGAAGCUGUUUACUUCGUUAGUGCAAUAAUUGAUGUACUAACUUUUUUUUUAUCUAUUUAAUAACAACGAGAUGCAACGCUUCCUGGAACAACUAGUCCCAGAAAAGCCGAAGUCAACAUUGGGCUUCGCCACACCAUAUCCGACCCUUCGAGAUCAUCCUUUGCACACGCCGGAACAAUGGUUGGAGGGCAAGAGGACGGAUGACAGAGCUGAAAACCUUUGGCGCAUUAAUGACAGUCUCUAUGAUUUGACGGAUUUCAUCGAGAAACAUCCUGGAGGACAAGACUGGCUCAAAUUUUCUAAGGGUACUGAUAUUACUGAGGCUUUUACAUGCCAUCAUCUUUCGAACGUACCUGAAACCAUAGUAAAAAAGUUCUACGUGAGAGAAGCAAAAGAACCUCGCAAUACGCCUUUCACCUUAAAGGAUGAUGGUUUCUACAAGACAUUGAAAAGUAAUUGCGUAGAGGCGCUGAAGACUAUCGACCAUAAGGAUGAUAAAAAGACCAAAUUGAUGGCUGACUGCUUGUUCUUCAGCUACUUAUUAUUGGCCUUAGCAGCAGCCUACUUCCAGAGUUACGUCUUAGGUUUUGCUUCAGGGAUCUUCCUAAGUAUGACGGCGAUUGCAGCGCACAACUUCUUCCAUCAAAGGGACAACUUCCGGAUGCAUUACUUCGAUUUCUCGCUGUUAUCAUCGAAGGGAUGGCGCAUCUCGCACGUCCUCAGCCAUCACAUUUACACAAACACUAUCUAUGAUUUGGAGAUCUCCGCAAUGGAACCUUGGUUCCAAUAUCUUCCUGUGAAUAAGCACCCGUUUUAUAGGUACAUCUCCUGGUUGUACAGUCCGAUCGUGUACUUGAUGAUGCUACCCGCUAGUUGGAUUAAAAUGGUUAUUCAGUUUAUAAUUGAUGGAGGUAAAAGCUUCCACAAGGCUUCUUUGCUACCGAUUGCCGCAUUCACUUUGAUGUACUUCUUCUCCACCGGCAGUUUCCUUAAUUUCCUCUUGGUAUAUGGUGCAUUAUUGACAGGUUUAGGUUUGCACUUUGGGUUUAUCGGUGUUACAGCGGCUCACCAUCAUCCGGACAUCUUCCACGACGGAGAUAAACCUAGCAAAGAGAAAGGAGAGCUGGAUUGGGGCAUCCACAUAUUGGACACGGUGAUGGACAAGACCGAUAUAACCGGAAACGAUUUUCUGGUCUUGACUACUUUCGGAGACCACUGCAUGCACCACCUGUUCCCGACUUUAGAUCAUGGCAUCCUCAAACAUCUCUAUCCCGUGCUGUAUGAAACCUGCAAGCAAUUCGAUUUGGAGUACAGAAUAACCACGCAGUUGGAUCUGAUGAUAGGACAAUUCAAACAGUUAGCAAAAGUUCAAGGAAAACUGCAAUAAAAUAGAAACGUAUAUAUUUUAUAUAUAUACAAUAUAAUAACACUUUAAUAGAGCUACCAAUGGACCCUAAACAUUUAUGAGAUGAAAAAACUAUAAUAUUUAAGAGUAUCAGUCAAGUCAAUAGUUUUAGCAUAUUUUAUGAUUGGAUUAGAAUGUAUAUAACCUUUAUAAUUAGUUUUAUCAACCAAUAAAAAUAGUAUCUAAUUA
Molecule: messenger RNA, 1635 nt
Organism: Nicrophorus vespilloides
Lineage: Eukaryota; Metazoa; Arthropoda; Insecta; Coleoptera; Silphidae
Product: cytochrome b5-related protein-like
Exons: 5
Coding region: 112-1428 (438 amino acids)
Biological process (GO): lipid metabolic process
Cellular component (GO): mitochondrion
Molecular function (GO): heme binding
Source: RefSeq, a predicted model, not a curated record